AUUCUUCUUCUCCCUCUGCCGCCGCUGCGCUCUCCCUCCACCUAUUCCACCUCCUCCUUUCGCUUAUCCCCCCCUCUCUCUCCACCCGCACCCUCCUCCUCCUCCUCCUCCUCCAGAAAAGUCCUUUUUUAGUCCGGGCGCCCGUGGAAGCUUCGACGGUGGCGCCUCCCUCCGUGCGUCGCGAGGCGGCGGUCCGCAAGAGGCUAUGGUUAGGCGCUGAAAGGGCAUCCCUUUCGCGGCUUAAAUACGGGCGUUUUCAUUCAUUCAAUCAGAAAGACAAAGGAUCCUUCACUGAAUUGUACUAAGAAACCCAGGACAGUGCUUGUUGUAGUGGCAGUGGCACCAAGCAGCUAGAGGAAGGGGCCCAGGAUCAUGGGUGCUCUUUGUGAUUUUUGCGGGGAGCAAAGGCCAACAAUUUAUUGCCGAUCAGAUGCCGCGUCCCUAUGCUUAUCGUGCGACCGUAAUGUGCAUUCGGCUAAUUCCCUUUCUCGACGACAUAUGAGGACCCUUCUUUGUGAUCGUUGUGCUUCACAGCCUGCGGCAGUCCGAUGUCUUGAAGAGAACAUUUCACUUUGCCAAAACUGUGAUUGGAACGGGCAUGGCGCGACAUCCUUGGCUGCCGGGCAUCUAAGGCAGACCAUAAAUUGCUACUCGGGGUGCCCAUCAUCAGAGGAGCUGGCAAGAAUCUGGUCCUUUGAUUUUGAUGCCCCUUCUGCAGCUGCUGAGCCGAAUUGUGAGGAAGGAAUAAGCAUGAUGAGCAUUAAUGACAGUGGUGUCAGUAAUCAUUGUCACGAUCAACAAGAUAGCAGCUUGCUGGAUAUAGCUAACACAUCACUCAUCAGUGAUCCACACACUGGCGAAAAGCUUAAAUCCAGUGGCGAAAUGAAUCUUCGGCCACUUCCUACACAUCAGCCAGCUCAAUCAGUUUCUAUGGCACCUAAGGUACCCUGUGUAACAGAUGACGAUAUGUUCAAUGAUGGCAGCAUAUAUGAAAACUUCUGUGUGGAUGAUGCUGGACUGACAUUUGAGAAUUAUGAAGAACUGUUUGGUACUCCUCACAUUCAGACAGAGCAACUAUUUGAUGAUGCUGGAAUUGACAGCUACUUUGGAAUGAAGGAAAUGCCAGCUGCUGAUUGUAACGAGCAGCUCAAACCCAUGCAGCCCGAAUGUAGCAACGCGGUAUCUGCUGACUCCAGCCUCUGUGUUCCUGCUAGGCAGGCCAUAUCCAGUAUUUCCCUCUCGUUCUCUGGUUUCACCGGCGAGGGCAAUGCUGGAGAUCACCAAGAUUGUGGGGUAUCACCCUGGCUUCAUCCUGGUCCUGAAGGUUCAUCUGCCAGUGGUAGCAGAGGUAGUGCUCUCUCGCGGUACAUGGAGAAGAAGAAGAGAAGAAAAUUCGACAAGAAGAUCAGGUACGCUUCUCGCAAGGCUAGGGCAGACGUGAGGAAAAGGGUCAAGGGCCGGUUUGUGAAAGCGGGCGAAGCAUACGACUAUGAUCCACUCUGCGAUACACGAAGCUACUGAAGCACGAAUGGCAUUGGCAAUAUCAUCCAGUGUCGGACUAGCAACAGUUAUAAAGUCGAGCAGCUCAUGCGGUGUUGCUCGCGCUCAGGACAACACUAGCAAUUGUGCCGGAAAAGCGCAACCGGAAGAGCGUUAAAAAAAACACACCAGUUGGUGAGUUGGAAAAUACUACAAAUAGAGAUGGUGCAAACGCUCGGGAAGUUCAUGCUAUGCUGCUGCUGCUUCAUUUUCUGCUUGGAAGUGGAUGGAGCGUGCAGAUAUCAUUUUCUUCUUGGUGGGUGGUUUCGAUCACUCUCCACCAUCAGUGCAUUAAUCCAAUACAAUUACAGGGACUAGUCCUCCCAGCUCUCUACCCACCGCAUGCGUGGGCAUGGCCACGCCAUACCUGCCAAUGCUUUCGUGCGCGGCGCGCUGGCUGGUCAGGUCCGUGAUUAAUUAUACUCGUGUAGUUUCUUCCUGUAACAUUAUUUAUUUAUGAAGCAGGCGCCAGUGCCUGUUAACUUGUAAAGCUUGUUCCUGUAAUUUAAAAGAUUCUGGGCAUGAAGUAGAAGCUUCCAUGUA
This is a messenger RNA of Hordeum vulgare subsp. vulgare (domesticated barley), 2082 nucleotides long. Its product is annotated as zinc finger protein CONSTANS-LIKE 10-like. NCBI's taxonomy places the organism in Eukaryota, Viridiplantae, Streptophyta, Magnoliopsida, Poales, Poaceae. Gene Ontology annotation, molecular function: protein binding; zinc ion binding. The coding region runs from base 373 to 1521 and encodes 382 amino acids. The record is from RefSeq and is a predicted model, not a curated record. The transcript is spliced from 6 exons.